Molecule: messenger RNA, 2381 nt
Organism: Pecten maximus
Lineage: Eukaryota; Metazoa; Mollusca; Bivalvia; Pectinida; Pectinidae
Product: neuronal acetylcholine receptor subunit alpha-6-like
Exons: 1
Coding region: 73-1407 (444 amino acids)
Biological process (GO): regulation of membrane potential; nervous system process; chemical synaptic transmission
Cellular component (GO): synapse; neuron projection; membrane
Molecular function (GO): transmembrane signaling receptor activity; extracellular ligand-gated monoatomic ion channel activity; neurotransmitter receptor activity
Source: RefSeq, a predicted model, not a curated record
AGCACGCAAGGUGCCAGUUGUGAAAAAUAUAUACUUUUUGUAUUUCUUGACUACUCCUGUGGUUUUGGUAAAAUGGAUAUAUUCCCCUUGCUUAUCACAGUUCUAAGUAGCAUAGUUGUCGAAGCGACUACAAUAGAGAAGAGUAAAUUAUUAUUACAAGAUUUGUUUCAAAAUUAUUCCAAAGACAUCCGACCAGUAGAAGACCAGUCAAAACCCAUAACUGUAAACAUCGACCUCGAUAUUGUCUCCAUCAAUGACUUUGAUGAUGUUGCAGGAACGAUAUCGAUGGUUGUCAUCUUGUAUAUUUCCUGGAAUGAUGAAAGUUUGGUGUGGAAUUCCACCUCGUUCGGGAAUACAACAUCACUGACGUUUCCACAGAGCAAAUUAUGGAUACCAGAAAUGUUUUUAUGUAACCCAGCAGAUUCUCUUCAACCAAUUAGCAAUAAACAUUUCAAAGUCUCAUUAUCUUCAAAUGGUGAUGUUACAUGGACACCAGGUGCUUUGUUGACGGCCACUUGUACACCAAAUGUAUACAGAUAUCCAUUCGAUCAACAAACAUGUCAACUACAACUAAGCCCGUGGGGAUACUCGAGUCAACAGGUGAAGCUCAAGAUACCUUCUUCUACUAUUCUGUUCAAUUAUUUUCAUAUGAAUAGUGAAUGGGAUGUGAAAGCGUCACUAACAUAUCUUUGGUCGGGAUCAUUUGAUAUUGCGGAGUUCUUUAUAACCAUCGAAAGACGUCAUAUGAAUUUUCUGGUGAGUGUUGUGAUACCUGUCAUUAUGCUGGCUUUUGUGAACCUGUUCGUUUUUCUCCUGCCAUUUAACUCCGGAGAAAGGGCUUCGUAUAGUAUCACAGUGUUACUAGCCUUUACUGUGUAUAUGACUGUGGUGAGUGACAGGAUGCCUGCUUCAUCACAACCAAUGUCUUAUAUUUCCUAUUAUCUACUUUCAUUGGUUGGCAUCAGCGUCGUCAUAGUAACGGUGAAUAUAUUUCAAAUAAGAACAUACAGUAAACACGAUGAGGAUGAACCAGUUCCUGAAUGGGUACGGACAUUGUACUUGUACACUCAAAACAUAUUCAGGCGCAAAAAAGUAAACACUAGCGAACGACUACACAGACCUGAUGGAAGCGACAGUAAAACAAACAAUGGAUUAGAUAACAACCAUAUACUUGAUGUGGAUUCUUCAAAACGGAAUCAUGACCUAUUUUACACUAGUAUACUACCUAUGUCACAAGGUCAAGAGAAACCUACCACUGACAACGUACCCAUGAUUCCUGAUCAUCAACCGGAAGUAGUUACCUGGCACAUGGCGGCGAAGAUCGUUGAUACGUUGUUGUUCUUUCUUUUCUUUUCUUUCACCAUCGCUACCACCGUUUCAUAUUUCAUCUGCGCCAAUGUAAAUUGAAGUGAAGCGUUACACUAUAAAGUGUUCACAUUACAUUGGAAAGUGUUAGAUAAUUAAAGCAAUCGGCGUAUGCGGAUCACAAUUACCAUUGGGACAUCAACUCGAGAAAUUUUAUCAUUUGAGUCAAUAUCAAAGUGUUACCAUUCCAUUGGAUAUAUUAUAGCUUGAUAUUCUAUUGAUGAAUCAAUUAACACAGCAGUCAUUAUUUCGGUACACUUUGCAGAAUGUUUGUUAUUUUUCUUCCUGUUGUUGUUUAAGAUUAUAUAAUGCACACCUUUUCUAAUAUCAGAUCUGAUUCUUUAUCAUAAAAAAUCAACGAAUGUCAUGACGCCAUAGUUUUUGUGAGUCGUGGUUAAUUUUUCUGGUAAAAUAUGGUGUCGAUAGAGAUAUUGCUGCAAUAUUAUCGUACCAGUUAAUCAGUUGGGUUUCUAUAUUUUCGCCUAACGGUAUUAUGCAUUGUUCAAUCCUGGACUGUUUGAAGGCGGUGUUAAAGCCGAAAUUUGGAACUUUUUCUGAUAUGCAUUCCAUAUCAGAUGGAAUGAUCAUUAUUUAUACUUAAUUCAUUAGCAAAUUCACAUAAGAAAGGAGUGUCUCGCUAAUGUCGACUCUUCGUGACAUUUUCGUUAGCUAACUUCAUUGUCCUGUUGAGACGUAGAGCAGAUGAGAAAGUUUGCUGCGUCCUCGCGAUUCGGUUGUUACAGCAUUGCUUUGUGGUAGGUAAGGCUGGAAGAACCGACAACCGUAUUUCCGUAUUAGAAGAACUGUGGUUUAUUAACCACAACAGUGGUUGUGUGGAGUGUUGAUAACGUUAUAUCAUCUGGCCAUAUCUAUCUCAAAAGUAUUCCCCGAAGGUCGACAAACAGGAACAAUCGAACCAAUUCAUCUGAUAGUAUUUGACAUAGAAAUAGAGAAUACAUGGUCAGUGUCUUAAAAUAUAAGCUGUAUUUUGGCGAGGGUAAAGAAAGACAAGAAGU